Messenger RNA from Pelecanus crispus (Dalmatian pelican), 1755 nucleotides. NCBI's taxonomy places the organism in Eukaryota, Metazoa, Chordata, Aves, Pelecaniformes, Pelecanidae. The record is from RefSeq and is a predicted model, not a curated record.
AUGGGCACUGGCAUGUGUUCGAGGAGGCAGAAGGGGCUUCUGCAGACCGGCUUUUGCCUGGUGACCGUGGCGUGUUUGGGCUCGGGAGUUUUCAUGUACAACCACUUGCAGCAAAAGGUGCGGAACGCUGAAGCCCUGGCCCAGAAAUACAAACAGCAGCAGGAGGCUCUGUCUGCCCAGCUCCAAGUUGUGUAUGAGCACAGAUCCCGGCUAGAACGAUCCUUGCAGAAGGAGCGAGGGGAACACAAGAAGACGAAGGAAGAUUUUUUAGUGUAUAAGUUAGAAGCUCAGGAAGCUCUCAACAAGGAGAAGCAAGAUUCUAUGAACAGAUACGGGGCCCUCAGUUCCCAGCACAAGAUACUGAAGAACCAGCAUGAAGAUGUCAAGAAGCAGCUGCUUGACCUGCAGCUGCAGCACAACAGCUUGAAACUGGAACAUCGUAAGACACUGGAGGCCCAUAGCCAGAAAUAUGCCCAGCUGCAGCAGGAGAAGGACAGUGAAGUCACAAACUUGCAGGAUACAGUCUUUAAACUCAGAGAAGAGAGCAAGCUUCUGCGGAAAGCCCACCAGGAAGUUCACUCCCAGCUCCUUAGCGCCCAGGCCCAGAUGGAAGAGUUCAGGCAGCUCAAGGAAGCUCUACAGAGGAUGCCCAGCUUCAAAGGAGGAGGAGCUGGGAAGGGGCAGCAGCAGUUUCAGGUGCUGAAGGAGCAGCCCGUGGCACCAGCCAACAGCCAGUUGCAGCUCAUGAGGCAGAAGUCUCUUCCAGUCAAUCAGGAGAAUCGCCCCGUUGGGAACCCACUGGCAUCGCAAGUCUCUGGGGUUCAGAAGCAGGCAGAUGGUGGCCAUCUGCUGCAGGGCCAGAACUUGCGCAGUAACGAUGGCCCAAGGCCACAGGGUAAUGUGGUCUUUACCCACCCAGCCCCGCCGCAAGAUGCCAAUUCGCUGCCAGGUGCUAUGCCAGCCUGGCCAGCAAGACGUGGGGAUGGCCACGUGAUCCGAUUCACCCGGACCAUGAACAGUCUACCAAAUGGGAAUCCAGAUCUGAAGAUGGUGAUGCGCAUUCAGGUGAAAAGCAAUGAGGAAAGCCAGGCUCCUGGAUUGUCACUGUCUGAUCUGAAACAACCCUCUGCAGCAGAAAAACCUCAGGUGCCAGACAGCCGCCACUCUACAGGGAGCAAACAGGUGCAAAUGCAAAGCUGGAAAGACAUAGUGGACAAAGUGAACGCCCGGAUGGAUGAAGAACAAGUGCCCAGUUACCCGAAGAGCCUUCAUUUUGAUGCCAAGCCUGCGCAAGAGAUGCAGAAAGGCAGCCCACAGCCACCCAGUCCGAAGAGUGGGGAAGAGCAUCAAAGAGCUCAUCAGGAAGGCAAGAAGGACAGGACAGAUGAUGAGGAACUCGAAAUGGAUGCAGGAGUGAUUGAGAGAGAGGAGAACUCGCACUCUCAGAAGGAGACUGUCGUCCAGGAGCCAAUGAUGCCAGACGAUGCCGCAGAUCCUGCCCAGGAUCCCAAUAACCAAGGUGAGGAUGAGUUUGAGGAAGCUGAGCUGGAGAGACCUGACUUUGAAGAGAAGGAUGCUGGCAGACCUGCCAAGCCCAGGGAAGACCCAAUGGAUGACUAUCAAGAAGAUCAGGACCAAGAAAUUGAGGAUCAUGGAGGUGAGGUGGAUGACAAUGAUGACCUGGAACUUGUCCAAGACCAGAAGGACCAUGCAGGCAUACAGGGAGCUGAUGGCAAGAAGGAUGACUACUACUGA